Prosopis cineraria is the source of this 1274-nucleotide messenger RNA. RefSeq lists its product as uncharacterized. Bases 76 to 726 code for a protein of 216 amino acids. Gene Ontology annotation, molecular function: nucleic acid binding. NCBI's taxonomy places the organism in Eukaryota, Viridiplantae, Streptophyta, Magnoliopsida, Fabales, Fabaceae. The transcript has 6 exons. The record is from RefSeq and is a predicted model, not a curated record.
GGGCGGUGGUGGAGUGGGUCUCCCCGUGCUUUAAACUGACCAGCGGCCAAUUUCCCCUGCAAGCUCCGAUCGAAGAUGAGUAUUCUUAGAGCCGCACUGAGAUCGAACUCUCCCUUUUCCACUUUUCAAACCACGUCCAGGGUGUUGUUUUCAACUGAAGCAGGACAGCCACCUCAGGGUCCAGUUGCCGAUUCUUUUCUGCGCAGUCCCCGUCAAGGUUUGGUAUAUGGGAGGCUGUUGGGAGUUCGUAAACAUACCCUGAAAACAGAUAUAAUCCACUUUCUUAAAGAUUCUAAUUUGACCAUGGAGGAUGUCAAAGUGGACUACGACCGUUACUUUACGCCCCUUGCAAUGAUGUUGCAAUUCCAUUCUCACGGUGCCUAUGAACAAGCUUUUAGACAUAUUGCAAGGAAUGGUCGCUUGUACAAAUUGGAAAGGGUUGAUCGUGCCCAAUGGGAUAUUGUUACUCCUUAUGACGGAAAAACUAUUUUAAUGCGUGGAUUUCCUCGAAAUGCACUGAUAGACGAAAUAGAACGUUUUCUGCAUGGUUAUGAAUAUGAUCGGUCCUCCAUCAAUAUUUUUCUAAGACAGGGAGAAACUAUCGACAAUCCCGUUAAAAUGGCAACAGUACGAUUCCGUUCAAGGACUGACGCAAUGAAUGCUUUCAUCACAAAGAAUAGGACGUUUUGCCUUAACAGCCAAAUUUCGAUUCUGGUUCUCCAGUAGCCAGCCUAUGCCCCUCCCUUGCAUUACUGCUACAACUGCAGCAUUGCUUUCAGACAGAGAACAGGACUAAUCUCACGGCCUUGUUUUAUUUGUGUUGCUUUCUGGGAUCUCAAGUUUUGCGUUAGAAACAGGGGGUGACCUCGGCAAUUUAAUACAUUGGCCUGGCUAUCCUAAAUCCCAUGUUUCUUUUGACUGCAUUGGUUCUCUGUUCCCCCCUCCCCUCCCAUUUACUUAUAUAAUUAAUACGACUAUUAUAUCUUCUACAAUUCUGUCCCGUCAUAAUAACAUAUAGACAGCUGGUCAAUUGGUUAAUCAAGUUAUGUUGAGAACAAGUGUUAGUUAUUUGUUGAGUGUUAACAGUGUAGCUGUAAGUAGUCUGAGGUUUAACUGUGUUAACUAUAUGCGGCAGGAUCCUCUCCUGGCGAGUUUCCUUCACGACUCUCCAGCUGCCUGUGAAAAUGUAAUAAGAUGAUGAACAUGUAAUAUGAUUGAGGUAGGAUUCUCUCUUGGUGAUUUUCCUCCAAGAUGACUGUAUUGGUGCAUUGAAA